GCAACAUAACAACACGGUAGCAGAGUGGACAGCUAUAGAUCACUUAACCAAACACUGUAACCAUUGCCAUGGGGGUCAGCCUGGGUCAUGCAAAAAAUAGAAAAUUCCAUCAAUUUCUUCCUGGCUUUCACCAUCACCAUGGCAACUGAGAGAUCCUGGGAAAGGAUCAAUGUACACAAAGAUAGAUCAGCAUACUGCAAUACAUUCAGCCCUGUCUUACAUCACCCCGGGGGGAGAUGCUGAUUAUUGUUAUUAUUCACUCCCUCUCUCUCUAUUGCACUUGCUACUGACAAGCCUGUGUCUGCGGGGGUGGCUCUCACCAACUCAGUCUAUUGUCAGCAGAGGAAAUUGCAAUUGCAACAAAACGCAGAAGCAGCAGUAGCAGAAGCCACAUCAGACCACAGCAGCAGCAGCACCGACAGCACCGACCUCCUCCUCCUCCUCCUCCAGCAACUGAAACCUCUUGGAUAAGCCCUUUUUUUUCUUCUUCUUCUUCCCAAUGUUUCAUUAAGAUACUGAACUGUGGGGGGAAAUAAAGCUGCUUUCCCAGGGAUUUAUUUCAUGGGGAUGUGUUCAAGGCAAGAGAGGAUUCAGAAGGAUAUAGACAUUGUCAUUCAAAAGUGUAAGGCGGAGAAGGACUGCCUGUUUUCAGAUUUCAGAUACUCGGACUCUACUUUCACCUUUACCUUCCUAGGUGGCUCCAAAAGUGUUGCUUAUUCUGUACAUGUCUCUGAGGAUUAUCCAGAUAACACUUAUGUAUCAAGCUCAGAAAAUGAUGAAGAUGUGUUAGUUACUACAGAACCCAUCCCUGUCAUUUUCCACAGGAUAACAGAGCUGAGGAAAUCCAAUGACAUUACCAGCUGCUUGUCCAUAAAGUGCAAACUGCAGAAAGAGAAUGGAGAGGAAUCACGGCAUAGUAGUGCUGUUGAAGAGGAUUCUGAAGGAGACAAUGAUUCUGAAGAGUUCUACUACGGUGGGCAGGUGAGUUACGAUGGGGAACUUCAUAAACACCCACAGCUGGAAGCAGAUUUGGCAGCGGUGAGAGAAAUCUAUGGGCCCAGUGCUGUAUCUCUCAGGGAAUAUGGAGCAAUUGACGAUGUGGAUAUUGAUUUGCAUAUUGAUGUUAGCUUCCUCGACGAAGAAAUUGCUGUAGCUUGGGAUGUGAUUCGCACUGAGCCGAUUGUAGUCCGUCUGCACUGUUCUUUAACACAGUAUUUAAAUGGCCCUGUGCCAACGGUCGACGUGUUUCAGAUAUCCACAAAAGAAAAAUUUGGUUUGGGACAUCAAUUGAAAAAAAUCAUGCAGACAUUUGUGACGCAGCAAUGGAAACAGAGCAAAGAGAAGUCAAACUGUUCGCACAAGAAAAUGUCUGACAAGAAGGUGAAGUCUCCUCUGCACAUUUUUUCUACAUUGCGCAGGUCGCCAAGUUAUCCCCCUCCUGGAUGCGGUAAGAGUAAAGUGAAACUAAAGUCUGAGCAAGAUGGGAUCUCUAAGACACACAAAUUGUUGCGAAGGACUUGUUCUAGCACAGUGAAGGCCGAAGACAUGUGUAACACUAAAUCUCACAGGAACUUUGGCCGAUCCUUGUCUAGUGACCCCAGGGCUGAACAGGCGAUGGGUUUAAAACCACACAAACUUUUGAACCGCCAGUGUACCCCAGCCAUUAAGCAGGAGGAGUGCAUCGCAUUGAAGCAACAUAAACUGUUAAGUCGUUCUUGUUCUGGGGAUCCCAGAUGUGAGCACAACAGCACCUUGAAGCCCCACAGACUGUUAAGCAGGUCUUACUCUAGUAAUAUUCGUAUGGAAGAAUUAGAUGGAUUUAAGAACCACAAACUACUCAGCAAGUCUUAUUCCAGUGCCCCCAAAUCAUCAAAAAUGGACCUUUUGAAAGAACCUAUCGCAGAGGGCAGGAGGCUCUCUCUUACCUCAGGGCUGAUUGGUAUAUUAACGCCAAAUGCAUCUUCACAACUUGCCCCAACCAAUGGUGCAAAAAAUGUUCCAGCACGAGGGCAUGGAUUUCUGGUACAGACGAUAGAGUUUGCUGAACAAAGAAUACCUGUGCUAAAUGAGUACUGCGUGGUUUGUGACGAACCUCAUGUGUUUCAAAAUGGACCAAUGCUGAGGCCCACUGUGUGUGAGAGGGAGCUGUGUGUAUUCGCUUUUCAGACACUGGGUGUAAUGAAUGAAGCUGCAGAUGAAAUUGCAACCGGUGCUCAGGUUGUAGACCUCCUAGUGUCAAUGUGUCGCUCUGCUUUGGACUCUCCAAGGAAGGUUGUUAUAUUUGAGCCAUAUCCUUCGGUGGUAGACCCUAAUGAUCCUCAGGCCCUGGCCUUUAAUCCAAGAAAAAAGAACUAUGAGAGAGUUAUGAAAGCACUGGACAGUAUCACUUCCAUCAGAGAGAUGACACAAGCACCUUAUUUGGAAAUCAAGAAGCAGAUGGAUAAGCAAGAUCCCUUAGCCCAUCCUUUGCUGCAAUGGGUUAUUUCAAGUAAUAGAUCUCAUAUAGUGAAAUUGCCAGUUAACAGGCAACUGAAAUUUAUGCAUACCCCUCACCAGUUCCUACUCCUCAGCAGUCCACCAGCCAAAGAAGCAAAUUUCAGAGCUGCUAAAAAACUUUUCGGGAGCACAUUUGCAUUUCAUGGCUCGCACAUUGAAAACUGGCACUCUAUUUUGAGGAAUGGAUUGGUUGUUGCCUCCAAUACAAGAUUGCAGCUUCAUGGUGCCAUGUACGGUAGUGGAAUAUAUCUUAGUCCGUUAUCGAGCAUAUCGUUUGGCUACUCAGGGAUGAACAAAAAGCAACAGAAAGUAUCCGCCAAGGACGAUCCCCCGUCAAGCAGUAAAAGCAGUAGUACAGUGCAGUCACAGAAAAAAGGACAGCAAUCUCAAUUUUUGCAAAGCCGUAACUUGAAAUGUAUAGCCUUAUGCGAAGUGAUCACUUCACCAGAAUUGCACAAACAUGGGGAGAUCUGGGUUGUUCCCAACACGGAUCACGUCUGUACACGGUUCUUUUUUGUCUACGAAGAUGGCCAGGUGGGUGAUACAAGCAUCAACACACAAGAGCCAAGUAGCCAUAAAGAAAUUCUUCGAGUCAUAGGCAACCAAACAGCUACUGGCUGAUUACUACUUAUGUGGAAUGUGGAGUUUCACCAGUACCAAAGCUGGUCUUUGUACUGAAGAACAUUAGGAAUCUAUUUAUUAUUAUUAUUACUAUUAUUAUCAUUGUUGUUGUUAUUAUUAUAAAAGGGUGAUAACAUUUACAAUAAUCCUUUUAUUUCCUAUUUUUAAUGUUUGACCUGAAUGAGGCAUAUCGACUGGUGCAAAACAAUUGUUUCAUUUAAUAUUAUCUCCAAUAUUUUGCUGUCUAUAAAACGGCCCAGCUGACUUUACAGAAAGGAACUGAAGGCAUCUCUGAUAAUGGAAUAAGGCACAGUCUUAGUUCUACACUUGUUACAUAUGAAAACUUUCUAUAGAAAUUACUUUUUAUCGUGCAAUAAUUGAAACCACUAUAGGGUUUAUGGGUUUUAUGUUAUACUUAACUGGAAUAUAAAAACCUUACUGUAAUAUGUGCCGUGCUUGACUGGAGAUCACAUAAAACUGGCAGUGAGUCGUUACUUGAUUGGUUCCACAAGGUAUUAUAUGAUAGGGCA
Molecule: messenger RNA, 3647 nt
Organism: Pseudophryne corroboree (corroboree frog)
Lineage: Eukaryota; Metazoa; Chordata; Amphibia; Anura; Myobatrachidae
Gene: PARP8
Product: poly(ADP-ribose) polymerase family member 8
Exons: 27
Coding region: 562-3117 (851 amino acids)
Biological process (GO): endoplasmic reticulum unfolded protein response
Cellular component (GO): endoplasmic reticulum tubular network; nuclear envelope; membrane
Molecular function (GO): NAD+ poly-ADP-ribosyltransferase activity; kinase binding; protein serine/threonine kinase activator activity
Source: RefSeq, a predicted model, not a curated record